Blepharisma stoltei is the source of this 1636-nucleotide messenger RNA. The record is from the annotation of a GenBank genome assembly. Lineage: Eukaryota; Ciliophora; Heterotrichea; Heterotrichida; Blepharismidae.
AUGGAAUGCUGAAAGCAAGGAUGCAAAAAUAAAGUCAAAGUCUGCUGCCAAUGUGUAGAUCCUGCUAGAUACUCUUGCAGAGUCCAUAUAUACGAACAUACUCAAGAUGAUUCUAUUGAAGAGCAUAGACUUAAACCCUUGAAAUUAAAAAUAAACCAAAAAAAUAAGGAAGCCUUAGUUGAAGAGCUGCAAAAGCUAUCAAAAGAAUUGGUUGAUAUAAAAGAAAACUUAAUCAAAGAAGCAUACAGGAAAAUACAAGAAUUAGAGUUUUCACUUAUUGAGGCACUAGAACGUAUUGAAAAAAUAAGGCUAAAUCAAGUUGAUUUAAUAAGUAAGAUUCACUCAAUAAAAAAAAUACCAAAAAUAAAUCAAAAUCCAUUUGAAAAGUUAUUAAGCUUAGAUCCAGAUAGUGCAAGAAAAAUGUUAAAUGAGUUUGGGUGCAGUUUUAAUUGUCCGAAUUUUGGAUUCAACAAAAAAGACAGGAUUGAUACAGUUGAAAACAAUGAAAUUGUAUAUUUCUUUAUCUAUGUUUUUAUUUUUAUGGCAUAAUCGAGGAAAUUUGCAUUCGCAAAAGAGUGGUUUGUUUUAAAAGCAGAAAGCUGAAAUCUUUAAAACAAUGAUUAAAUAUAUUAAUGAGACAUAUUUUUUGGGACUAAGACAAAAAGCGCAUUUAGAGUAAAUUUGAAUGAUUUUUCAAAGUCUGAGAAAAAGGUAGACAUUCUUCAAAGCAUUAUACUCAAUCCUAUUUUUAUUUCUAUGUGUCUUCUUCCUGAUAAAUCUAUAUUUUGCUAUGGUAGUUAUAUAUACAUUAAAAUGGUGGUACGUGUCAACCUUCCCUCUUGACGCAGUAGUCCAGAACUUAUGGCUACGACGGACUGGGCCGACUCCGAGCCGAGAAUCAAGUAGGCUUAAGUGGUGUGUAUCCGAUAGGUUUUGGCUGCUUUCCUGUUGUUGGAAAUGGAGGUGCUCAACAACUUCCUUUGCAUCCGAGGAUCCAUAGGCAUUCCUCCACCGAGAAACUGGGAGUUUCUGCUCAGGACACAGGGGAACAGUCUUUUUCCUGUAGCUGUCGAAAAAAGGCACUUCGGCACCCGAUAUACUCAAAAGAUCCUUAAAAUCAAACUACUCCAAUCGCCGUAGCAGGGCGGCAGAAAUUCAUAAGCUGCACUCAAGACUGAGCGGCAAGGAGAUAGAAGCUACGGAAGGGCACUCGUAAGAGGGCUAGACCCUCUGGGAUAGAGUCGAAAAGCGGUAGAACCAUUUCGUAUCAGAGGUAUUAAGUGACUGCGUCAUCAAACGGCUAACGCCUGGCUUUUAAUAAUCCUAAUCCUAAUGCUAUGGUAAUUUUCCUCCUUCCGAAACAGCAUUUAUAUUAUACCCAAAUAGCACUAUUAAACAACUUUCAGAUUGAGAUCCAUCAUCAGGCAUGGGUGCUGUGUAUCAUGAUGGCUUUAUUUUCUUAUUUGGAGGAUUUGAUGAUUUUGGUGUAUGCAAUAAAGCAGCAAAAUAUGAGCUAUCAACUGAUAAGUGAUAUCAUCUGAAGAACAAUUUGCUACACGGUUUUGGCAUAUUAAGAAAUUUUGCCACAUUGAGUCAAAUACUUAUAGUUCUGAGAUUAUUAAGAUCUUUUAAUUAG